This is a messenger RNA of Punica granatum (pomegranate), 1632 nucleotides long. The record is from RefSeq and is a predicted model, not a curated record. Lineage: Eukaryota; Viridiplantae; Streptophyta; Magnoliopsida; Myrtales; Lythraceae.
CAGUCUAAAUUUGCUUAACCCCCCCACAAAACCCUACUCUCCUCUUUCCUCCAGUCCCAGCUCGCAGUGCAUAGACAGCCAUGGCCAUGUACUCCUUCCGCCUCCGGCGAGCCCUGAGCUCACUCUCCGGUGUCCAUAGCUCUCUCUCCGGCUCCGGUUCUGCAAUCUCUGCAGCUCCAGCACUGGUUCCAUCCCUGCCGCGGUUGUCGUCGCUGUCGGUUCCAUUUCUCUGCCCUGCUCAGCUGCAGUCUCGGUCUUUCAGGUCAUCGACGGCGUCCCUGUUAGCUCAGGGGAACUACAGCAGGAACUUCGACGACUCCGACAAGAUCGACGAGAACACGAUCCUGUUCGAAGGAUGCGACUACAAUCACUGGCUGAUAACGAUGGAUUUCCCGCGCGACAACCCGCCCACUCCCGAGGAAAAGGUCCGGACGUACGAAGAAACCUGUGCCAGGGGACUCAACAUCAGCUUGGAAGAAGCGAAAAAGAAAAUGUACGCCUGUAGCACGACGACUUACAAUGGCUUUCAGGCUCUGAUGACUGAAGCCGAGUCUGAGCAAUUCCGAGGGCUUCCCGGAGUUGUCUUUAUAUUGCCAGAUUCUUACAUAGAUCCUCAGAAUAAGGAGUAUGGAGGUGACAAGUAUGAAAAUGGAGUAAUCACACCGAGGCCGCCCCCAAUUCAGUACGGGAGGCAGAGGUCUCGAGACCGGAGGAGAGACUACGAUCAACCAAGAUAUGACCGAGAAGGAGGCUUCGUGCAAAACAGACAAGGAAAUCCCCAAUACAAUAAUCCCCAGGGACAUGUGCAAAGAGAAGAUGGCAGAAACUACGGGCCUUCCCAGAAUUACCCUCCCCAACAAAAUUAUGGUCCACCUGGACAAGGUGAUAGAAGAAACCCCAUGCCGAUGAACAACAUGAACUAUGCCCCUCGAGGAAGGGAUCCAGCGGCUUCACAGCAGGGCAAUUACAACCUGUGGGGUCAGCCAAAUAAUAAUUACUACAAUCAAGAACGAAUGGAUAUGCCUCAAGGAGAUCGAAGGAAUUAUGCAUCUCCUCAGAAUGACUUCCGGGGGAACAACAUGAAUUAUGCUCCUAAUACUCCGGGUGGACCAAAUGGGCAAGCAGGACAAGGCGGCAGUGGAUACCAAGGUGGAGGUUAUGGACAAGGAGCAGGUUCCAACUAUGGACAGGGUUACAUGGGACAAGGAGAAGGUCAGAGAUUUUCACAAGGAGAUCAGAGAAACAUGCAGGGAGAUCAAGGGGGCCAUGGCUUUGGAGGACCUAACCAGGGGAAAUAUUGAUCUUAGAAGGAUAAUUCCAUGAAUCAGAGGCACCUGCAGAGCGAAUAAUUCCAAAGCUAAUAAUUAUAUGUGGUAAAGAUUCGAGAGGUGUUAGUAAAUAGAUAGACUUUUGUCUUCCUCUUCUGAUCAUGGUCAUUACAUGCAGUCUCGCGUUAAAAAGAAUAGCUGAAAUUUGCUGUUCAAGCUUGCACUGAGACAUUUGCGGCGAGCUUUUGAACUUUCUACUGUUGGAAUAUUAUGCUGUGCACCGUUGAAACAUUUGAAGCUAGGAACUCAGGUUCCUCUAUGUGCUAUGUGCUGAACUUCCGAGAUGGGACUUGAUCUGCGUGUU